AUGUCUCAUUGGUUUAAAAACAAUAAUGUAGAGAGUGAAGAUGAUUCAGAGGAGGAAGCAGAUGGAGAAUAUGUCGAUGAAGAGAAUGAUGUUGCUGUUCAGGCACAAGCUUCCAAUUCUGAACAGCUCUUGGUCAGCGUUUUGAGAUACCUAGGAAUAGAUGAUGAGACACUGAACAAGUUAGCUGAUGAAAACUACAUUUCUUCAUUACAAAGCAACUUGAUUGACAUUCCUUCGUAUUUACAAACCAAGUUGGACAGCAUUUUCUCAACAUCUUUGAAUAAUUUUGAGUAUGACAGCUGUCUUGGUGGAGGUGGUUGUGGAGUUGUGUUGAAAUGUAGACACAAAAUGGAUGGUAAAAUGUACGCUCUAAAGUUUAUUCCCUUUGCUGAUGAAGACGAUGAUUCGAAUGGUCAAAUAUCCAUCAAUGAAGCAUUGAAAGAAGUCAAAAUUUUGUCUUCACUGCAUCACGAGCAUACAGUACGAUAUUACAAUAGCUUUAUUGAAAAGGAAAUUCCAGAAUCAUUUAAAAAAGACAUUAUCCAUGUUUGUAAAGAAAAUGCAAUAGAGAUUUCUGAUAAGUUUCUCGUCAUUCAGAUGGAAUGUUGCUUCACUAACUUGGGUUCAUUCCUCGACAAAUAUAAAAUUGGAAAAGGAGAAAGAAACCAACUCAGAUCUUUUCUUAGACAAACACUUACUGGACUCUCCUAUCUCCAUAGAGAGGGAAUUGUGCACUACGAUAUCAAACCUCAUAACAUUCUAAUCAGUGAAGAAAACAAAAUCAAGAUUACUGAUUUUGGAUUGAGUGCUACAGCAGGAAGAUCCUCUGUUGGAGAGUGUGCUGAUGAUUGUGGAACAUCUCUUUAUUUUACUGACAAAUUUCAAAAAGAAGAAAGGGAUUUGUUUGCUUUGGGAAUUACUUAUUUCCUAAUGAUUAACAAUGAUAAUCGUGAGGCCAGUAAAUUGAAACAAGACCCAAAUAAUUAUGAAUUCUCAAUUGAUUUUACAGAUAUGGACAAGAUGUUGAUUAAGAAAAUGCUUACUAAUCCAACUAGUGCAGAUGAGUUGAUUAAAAUAAUUGACAAGAGCAAAUAUUUUUGCUGCAAUUGCAAUUUAGAACGUAUUGGAAUGGUACAGUUCAUUGAGCAUGAGAAAUCUGAAGCGCAUGUCAAAAAAAUUGACCUCAACAAACAGCUUUCCAAUAUUACCGACGCAACCAAUGCUCUAAUUCGUAUUUCUCAAUCAUGCAACAUUCCUGAACCAAUCUAUAGCCAUCCUUUAAAUACAAGUUUCACUUGUAAGAUAGAUUUCAAAGCUAAAAGUCUGACUUCAAAUGUUCAUUCUACGAAAAAAGCUGCCAAAAACGAAGCUUCUCAAUUAAUGUUGGAUCUUAUUAAGGGAGAAUGUUGUCAAUUAUUGAAAGACUCAUAAGAAUAUACAAUUACUCCACCGUACGAUUAGAAAUAACAGAAUGAGAUUUAUUAGAAACAAGGAUGUGAAGAUUUCUUAAUUCUAGAACGAAUAAAAGUAAUUAACAUAUUCAAUGAA
Naegleria gruberi is the source of this 1548-nucleotide messenger RNA. Its product is annotated as CAMK family protein kinase. Gene Ontology annotation, biological process: protein phosphorylation. Gene Ontology annotation, molecular function: protein kinase activity; ATP binding. NCBI's taxonomy places the organism in Eukaryota, Heterolobosea, Eutetramitea, Acrasida, Naegleriidae. The transcript is spliced from 2 exons. Bases 1 to 1431 code for a protein of 476 amino acids. The record is from RefSeq and is a predicted model, not a curated record.